UGCCUGUCGAUAUCCAACACUCAAACGCGGGGAAGUAUGGAUCUAGAGAUGCGCUUCAGCUAACACAACACUGCAGUCAUAACUCUUUGAGCCAACACAAAAGAAUCAACGCAAAAGCUCAUAGACUUCCGCCAAACGCAAACAUGGAGGGAUAUUCGAAAGUCUUCAUGGCUCCGCGUAAGCCUGAUCCGGGCGACGAAACCGUUUCCAUCUUCCUCGCGGGCAUAACAACGAGUACCGGCGAGCCUGACUGGCGAGAAAUUCUGACAAACGACUUGAUGAAUCACCGAGUAACAAUUCUGAACCCAAACAGACCAGAUUGGGAUAGCACAUGGAAGGAGGACUUCUCAGACAAGCGAUGGGAGGAGCAGGUUUGGUGGGAGCUUGAUAUGCAAGAGGCUGCAGACAUCAUUGUUUUUAUGUUCCACCCUUCAACAGAUGCCCCGAUCAGUCUUAUGGAGCUUGGUUUGGCUGUCAAGGCAGAGUCAAAAAGGAUCAUUGUGUGUGCUCAGGAUGGCUACAGAAAGAAAGGGAAUGUUGAGGCGGUUUGUAAAAGAUUUGGGGCACAAUUAGUGAGCACAGCAAACGAACUCAGAGAUGCCAUCAUUGCGACACUGGAAGAUGGCCACAAAUGAUUGCUCUUUGGAAUUGUUAUACUUGAAGGCAAUUUCAAUGGGGCAUUCGCAUCAAUAGUACGUAUAUAUGGGGUAUAUAAGAGGCCAUUGAUGCUCUAUUUGCAAUGUUAUGAAGAACGGUAGAGAUCAGCCUUGUUUCAUCAAGCCGCCGCACCAC
Messenger RNA from Fusarium verticillioides 7600, 792 nucleotides. RefSeq lists its product as hypothetical. The record is from RefSeq and is a predicted model, not a curated record. Bases 144 to 635 code for a protein of 163 amino acids. NCBI's taxonomy places the organism in Eukaryota, Fungi, Ascomycota, Sordariomycetes, Hypocreales, Nectriaceae. The transcript has a single exon.